UAAAGAUUUACCGAUUCAAUGUGUUAAAAAUCAACAGAAGUCAAAUUAAGUUUCCUAAAUAACAAAAUUACGCGUUUAUGCAGACGAUAAUGUUCCAUAAAUAGCAAGGAAGGUAUUGGAGCAACGCCAACACUGUGCUAAGAACAAACAAGCCAAACAAAUACGAUAACAAGUGAUGCACAUAAACAAGGAAGAAGAAAAAAAUAUAUAGAAGUGAAAACAUUAUUAAAUACAAGCAGAAAACUGUUUGGGUAGCAUCAUUUUCAUUUCGAAAGUGCACAAACUUUGUGCGUCUAUGUGAGCAAAGCAGGAUAACAAUAUUUGGCAAGAACUGAAUAGCAGUUCAUACUACAAAAUGUCUGAGGAGAUUGCGGGCAAACUGCAUAAACUGGAAAUUUCUACAGCGGAACUAGCCCACUUAGGAGCUCUUAAUCUUAUUGAUUCUACAAAUUUUCCACUCGCUUUAAAUCCAUUCUAUGAUGAGGAAACUGAUGCCAGUGAUCUAAAGCUUGAAGAUAGCCAGUCAACAUCGAAUACUAAACUAUUGCAACGUAGUCAUCAGGGAUGUAGACGUUGCAGAUUGCGACGCCGGUCAGAGAGUGUAGCAGACGCGUAUAAAUCGGCGACCAAGGCCCUGUCUACGGAUCCUUUGGAUAACACGUGUUGGACGCAUUCUACAUUAGGAGUUCAACGGCAAUCCUUAAAGCACCGUCGCAAUAUUUUGCGCCCUCCAGUCCUUCGAAAACUUCAAAAUCUUCAGAAAUUGCUUCAGACAUUGCCUACAGAAAAUACCGAUCAUACGUCAACAUCUACUGUGGGAAAAACUGUUAUUUCAUCAAUAGAUAAUGCAGUCUCAUCGAGUACAAGUCGUGGAAUUUGUAAUUUCCGUGAUUUAAUUCACGAGUGUCAGAAUUUAUUGGAAUUGGAAAACGAUGUGAAAGGUCGAUUUGGUUUAGUUAGUCCAGAUCAACAGUUUUCCAAAAAUUUUACAACUAUGCAGCCAUCUUUGGCCAAAAGAAGUCUAUUUAGUAACAGGGAGCGAACAAGUUUUGGUGUAAGUGGCAUACAACCAUAUUCACCGGAAAAGAAUACAGGAGCCAGUACUCGCUCAACUGCCAGCACGUCAUGUUCGCAACAAGCAGGCAACGGUGUCGGCACAGUGACUAACAGUAAUGGCAACGGCGAUGAUGUGACCAUCGAUGAACUUGCUAGCUAUUUUGAUACAUUUGUGCACAUACCGAAGAAAAUGUCAACAAUGGCUGAAAUGAUGUACAUAUGAAGAUGAGGAGUAAAUAUAUAGUGAUAGGCAUGAAAACCAUGCAGUUUUUAAUAAUUAAACGCCACUUCUGUGUAAUGGCGUUCGCAAAUGAACAAACGGAUUACUGAAGCAAACUUCAGUAAAAAUGGAUUUUAUCAAAGUAUUCAAGCAAAAUAGAUAGCGUUGUGCGUAUCCACAAAAUUUACAAUUUAUUUUCCUGAUUUUCUUAUAAUGGCUAUAAAAUAUAGAAAUUUGAAUUUAUAUUAUUAUUUGUAUGGUACAUAUGAAUGGAAUUUGAUUUAUGUAUAUUAAUUAUAGCUGAUGUAUGUAUGUAGCUUAUAAUAAACUAUAUUAAGCACUACGUUGGGUAUAUCAAUAACUAGCCAAAUAGGUAUCACUAGUAGAUUCGAUUUAUUGCUUUAAAAACAAUGUUGAGCUAUGCGAUUUAAGAAAAGUUUAAUUUAUGUACUCGAUAUUUUGCGCCAUAAACACUUCCAAAAUAAUUUAAGGUACUCUGCUAAAAUUGAUAUCGUGUCUUCGCAGUUAAAUGAUAAAAAUAGUAGUAGGACAUUUUCGUGGGGUUUCAAAACUAAUGAUACAUAUCCAUGGUUAGCUUAAUGCAAAGACAUAGUUUCUACAUUCCUAUAUCAAUAUGUAUGUAGUAUAUGCUGUUACGCAUAAAUUUCCAAAGGGAUUUUGGUAUAUAUCUUAGCAUACUUUUAGGCAUAAUUCAAUUCCACCAGGCUUUUAUGUUGCGCAAUAAUUGGCAUCCAAUAUCAAAAAAUUUUAACGAAUUGUUACCGGUAUUUGCUGCAAACGCACCGCACACCUUAAACAGACCUUGCAAUAACCCAAACAAUUUACAGGAGAGCGAAUUCGAGAGCGUAACCACCCGAGAAAGCAGCAAAUUCUUGCAAGUUAAAAUUUGACUAGCAGGAAUUUGCAGGUGUUAAAAAACAAGGCUAUAUUCCAAAUUCAAAUCUGAACAAAGUGUAUAAAAGGAUGAUUUGAUGAAACAAAGUUAGUGAAACGAAAAUAUGGAUGAAGAAUUUAAAUCUAAUGUAUAUUUUCUGAUUUUUAUGACGAUGGAAAUUAUUAAUCAAAAUGAAAAUUCAAUAACUUUUGUCGUAAUUUUCUCUUCCUCCAUUUUACUGUUAUUGAAUGGACCUAGUUUUUGCAAACCGUAGAGGUAAAACGGCUAUGAUUGAUAUUUUAUUAAAAUCCCGAACAUGGUCUCAAAAUCUAGCGAUAAUAUAAAAUUUUGUUUGGAAGCAAACCAGGGCUCGAAUCGUAACAUCCGUUCACUGA
Rhagoletis zephyria (snowberry fruit fly) is the source of this 2566-nucleotide messenger RNA. RefSeq lists its product as uncharacterized. Lineage: Eukaryota; Metazoa; Arthropoda; Insecta; Diptera; Tephritidae. The record is from RefSeq and is a predicted model, not a curated record. Gene Ontology annotation, biological process: cellular response to hydrogen peroxide.